GGUUACUAUGUGUGACUGUCGAGCUUACGUUAUCAGGGCUUCGACUUUUGUACUCUCCACCUCAACAAUAGGCGGUUUGUGUCCACUCCCCAAAGAUAUGUACAUGAACUCAACGGAUAUCACUGGGUCAUGGCGAGAGUUAUCUGUUUGGCUGCAUUACUGUUUCUCGUCGACUUCCGGGUCAGCCGGUGCGUUUCCGGUCAGCUUGAUACCAGUGUGUGUACACCGAAUUGGAAUGAUACAGCCAGCGCUCUGCCGGAGUUAGCAGAUACAUACCUUGCCCGAAUGGAAUGGAAAGUCAUUGAGCAGAAGAAAUGGGUCUAUGUGGAAGAAUUCUUUGACGGACCGGGCAAUAGAGCAGCCCUGAGGCUGACCGGGGUGUAUGACCCAGGGAAGGUCGUGUUGUUUAUAUCGGACUACACAACCAACGAAUACUUCACUAUACAAGAUAAUACGUGUGCAGUGACGAAGCUUGCUGCCGGUGAUACGUUCACCUUACCAUUCCAAAGUGUCAAUGGAACAGCAGCCGAGGUCCUGAGCGUGCAAAGCGCUGAAGUUCGGGCAGUUCUACAAUGAGACAUACAAGGGCACAGCCACAGUGAGGAACAUCUCGGCGCUGUACUGGGAGAGUUGCACCUACCACCAUGACACACAACAAACGAUCAAGAUCGACUUCUACUUCUCAGACGGAAAGACGUGGACAACUCCUUCUGGUGCCAUCAUGGCGCCUAUCAGGAGCUUGAUCCAUAGAAAAAUCGGCACCGGCACCAACAGCUAUGAGUCACACGAACAAUACGACAUCGUCUACUUCCAAGAGUACAUCGAUGAUUACAGUGUAUUUCAAAUUCCAGGGGGCAUCUACUGCGACGGGCGGAAGAAUACAAAAACUACUCCUAAUGUACCGAACUACUUUUCCUUCCGAGCAGAGAUGAUUGUCCCACAUUACAACGCUAUCGGGGCUUAUGACGAAUGGUACGACUAUAGCCGGAAGAUGGUGCGCAUUGACUCGAAACCAAUGCCAGGGGGACUGGUCUUCGUGCCGAUGGUUGCCAGAAGAGAAAUCCACGACUUCAACGCAGGUGUAUCAUACAUGGUGGACAUGGCGUCAGGUGACUGUCAGGUUGCUCCUCUCUCCACGGACGUCUUCGACUCCCAGCUGACCGACCUGAACCAUAUCAGCAUCAAAAGUCCAAAACAGUUCUUCGACUUCACUUCCGGAGCCUUCGUAUACUCUGGCCAGAAAACGGAACGUAGCAUCACCAUGGAUACGUGGAUAGGAAAAAGAAAGGAUUUUCCACCGGGUCUUAAUCAAACAUCCUUUUGGGAAUGGUACUUCUCUACAGAUAACUGGCUCAUAAGCGAGUUCGGACCGUCCAUCAGGAAAGCGCCAAUGAGACUUAAGAUCAACAUACCUGGGGUGAAUGCCACAUAUAUAUACAACAUAUUUGACUUCACGGAGGACGAGCCGGACAUCAUGAUGUUUGACGUCUCGGACUGCUAUGAGAAGGGAGACCUACGUAACUUCCGGUUCACACUCAAAGGUAACGCUUGGGCCAUCUCACCAAAACCCAAAUUGUUCAAAUACAACAUGGCUACCGCGAUAACCAACGCCAUGGGAAUCUCCGGUCCCAGGAUACAAGCCGUGCAGGCUGACUUCGACAACAAAGGCGUGUAUGUCGUAUUCACGUUGCUGGGACCGCCUCCGAUCAAAGGUGACACCGGCAACCCCAUCAACUCCAUCAGCUCAGACACCGCCGCCAACAACUUCCGUCGAACUCUGGACUCUGGCCAGUUUUCGUUUCAAUCAACCAUUGUCAAGCCUGUCUCGGGCACGCGAACCUACACAUACACCGGAGUACCACACUCCAUGAAGGAAGUGAUCAGGUCAUCUAACGGUACUCUAAUUGACCUCACGGAUACAACUACUUCCGGGCCAACCAUGGCCGUGCCCACUCUACACCAAGGGACCACUCUCCACCCUCCUCUUGCUAAGACAACGCAGCAAAGUCACAGCAGUCCGGUUGGUGCACCGUCGGGAUGGCAAGGAGGUUCUGUUGCCGGCAUAGCCAUAGGCAUGUCCAUUCUUGGAUUGUUUCUGGGAGUAAUCUCCACUUUAAUGGCGCUGAAAUUAAGGAAACCGGACGAAAUGAAAGACACACUGGUCAUGGAUAACAUUGAUAAAUGAUUAAAUAUGUUGCAUUCUUGGACACUAAAUCAAGUUUUUGUGAAAAACAAAAGAAUAUAAAUAUAUAAAUCACAUUCGUUGAUCUUAUUACUAAUUGAACGAAUGUAUGCCCACACGUAUUAACAAAGCAUUGCAUAAAACUAGCUGUUACUUGCAGUAGCAUAAAACAUUUGAUGCCUGGCUUUCAAAUAUUUUGUAUGUUUAAUGUCCCUCAAAUAUACUUAAAUUGUAUCUUGUUUAUGUACAUACCUAAGCAAUCGAAUUGCGUGGUACCUUACACCAUAUUUGUAGAUAUUGUGAGAACGUGAGAACAUUAAACUUUGAAAUAAGUA
This is a messenger RNA of Haliotis rubra (blacklip abalone), 2517 nucleotides long. RefSeq lists its product as uncharacterized. NCBI's taxonomy places the organism in Eukaryota, Metazoa, Mollusca, Gastropoda, Lepetellida, Haliotidae. Bases 722 to 2185 code for a protein of 487 amino acids. The record is from RefSeq and is a predicted model, not a curated record. The transcript has 18 exons.